Molecule: messenger RNA, 2216 nt
Organism: Pomacea canaliculata
Lineage: Eukaryota; Metazoa; Mollusca; Gastropoda; Architaenioglossa; Ampullariidae
Product: gamma-butyrobetaine dioxygenase-like
Exons: 13
Coding region: 1201-1947 (248 amino acids)
Biological process (GO): carnitine biosynthetic process
Cellular component (GO): mitochondrion
Molecular function (GO): oxidoreductase activity
Source: RefSeq, a predicted model, not a curated record
AGUUAACAGGAAAAAAAAAAAAAAAAAAUCGGCCGGCAGCACAAGUUCGUGGUGGACUGCUUUCUGUCUGCCGAGAGCAACGCUUAUCCUCUUGCGAAGUUUUCCGUUGUUAGUCUCGGCGUGCCUAAACAACGAAAACUAAACCGAAAGCAUUGUACACACCUCGCUUUACUCGUUAACUAGAAGAUCAUGUGCCAGCAGUCCAGUAAUACAAGUUCCUGAUAUACAGAUCACCAAAUAUAGAUGACCUCUGACCAGGCAUUAUCAGUCCUGAUAAAUAUGUAUUUUAGCUUUUGACGAGCAAGCGUUUAUUUGUAAAUGUUACAGUUUGCCAUGGCAUUGAGACAAACAAUCAUCCAUCUACAGAGAGCGCUUGGAAAAGCCACACAUAGUCAUGUUUUGCAGAAAACUUUGUUCUGGAAAAGAGAAUUCACCUACAUGCACGGCAGUGAUUUAUCUAGAGGAAGGUCUGUUCGUGUGGUUGAUCUAGAUCAUCAUGGUAAAACAAUUACAGUCACCUAUAAUGAUGGAUCCCAGGCAAAGUUCUGUACCCGUUUUCCAAAUGAGUUUUUACAGCCAGAAAUAUUUUCACUUUCUUUUGUUUAGUGGUCCAAUGACAUAUAUGCAUCCAAAGCAUGCUGAAGUUUCUGCCUCUUGAUCUGUGUGUGUGCGUAUGUGAAAGUUAACAUGUUACAGGUUUGCAUUCUUAGGUUUCACAGUGUAUGGCUGAGGCACAACUGUCAUUGCAAUCAUUGCCGGCAAGAACAUAGUGGCCAGAAGCUGAUUGACCCAGCCACUGUUCCUCAUACCAUCUGCAUAGAGGAAGUCCAUCUGCGAGGUAGGAUUCCCCCUUUCAUGCCCAUAUCAUUUACUUCUAUCAUGCAUGACAAAGUAAAUGAUUUUAAUCAAAUUCAGUUUGAAGAAAUCAUGUCCCAAACUUUUCCAGAUGACCAGUUGGAAAUUAAAUGGAAUGGAGAAGAAAGCUCACAUAACGGCAGCAUUGCACUCUCAUAUCUCCUCGCUAAUUGCUACUCAGCUGAUUCCUGAGAGCGAGGCGGGAAGCUGUUAAGCUGGAUUCUCAUGUACAGUUAAAUUUUGUGAAAACAGGAAUUGCCAGAAAUUCAGUAUGAUGACUUCAAGAACUCGAGUUAUGGAGUCUACAGAUGGCUGAAACAGGUAAAUGAAUCAGGUAUUUGCCUGAUGACUGGAGUGCCAGCAGAGGAUGAUAUGGUGCACAAAGUAGCUGAACACAUUGGCCCUAUCAGCAGUACAAUAUAUGGCAAGACAUUUGAUGUAGUCAGCACACCAAAACCAAUCAAUGUAGCAUACUCAAGUGUGGCUCUGGACUUCCACAUGGAUCUGAUCUACUACGAGUCACCACCUGGAAUACAAUUUUUGCACUGUCUUAGAUUUGAUGACUGUGUAGCUGGAGGAGAAAGCCGUUUCCAGGAUUUGUUUCACACAGCAGAACGAUUUCGGCGGAACAGCUCUAAACAUUUUGAAAUUUUAACCAGAAUACCAGCAACUUUCCAGAAAAUACACUAUUCCAGAAAUUUCCCAGUGGAAAUGAAAUAUCAGAGGCCUAUAAUUAUUCUCAACCAAUACAAAGAAAUUGUUGGAGUUAACUGGAGUCCAUCAUUUGAAGGCCCCCUAGCUACUGAAGAAGAGAAUGUGGAACCUUUCUAUGCUGCCUAUGAAGCAUUUGCAAAAGCCAUCAAGAAUUCAACAAACAUCCUGGAAUACCGAUUGCAACCAGGUGACCUAAUUAGUUUUAACAAUCGGCGUAUUCUGCAUGCUCGGAAUGGCUUUGAACUGAAUGGGGGAAUGCGACAUUUAAAGGGUUGCUAUGUCAACAUUGACCAUUUUAAAAGCCAAGUUCAGGUCUUCUCCAGACUAAGUGGUGAUGGACAGCCACCAAAGCGUGUUGGCAAUCAGGAUUGGUUUUAGUCACAGAGAGCAAAAUUUUUUCUUGUAGAUGGUCAAGAUUGAUUCUAGUGGAAAUCUGUUAUCAACAUUGUGUUUACAUUUAUCAGUGCACAUGUCAAUGUAUACACACAUGUGAACACCUUUGUGCUCCUGUAAAGUUGGUGUCACACGUCUUGAGACACUUAGGUGCACAAACGAGAGACUUCAAAAAGGGAAUAAAGAUGGACUUAUCUGUCAUUUUAUAGCCCCUUGCUGCAACACAAAAAUGUACAAACGUUCAAAAAAAAAAA